Chlamydomonas reinhardtii is the source of this 1551-nucleotide messenger RNA. RefSeq lists its product as uncharacterized. Bases 28 to 423 code for a protein of 131 amino acids. Lineage: Eukaryota; Viridiplantae; Chlorophyta; Chlorophyceae; Chlamydomonadales; Chlamydomonadaceae. The record is from RefSeq and is a predicted model, not a curated record. The transcript has 2 exons.
UGGAAACAUUCAUUAUCGAUACUAUCCAUGAGUGGGCAGAGCGUAUCGGUGCUGUCAAAAUACAGAGAGCUAUUGCGGCUCAUAUCGCGCCUUCCAGACCAGAAGAAAACAGACGCGCUUGCCGAGGCGCGGACAUUGAUUCGGGCACGGCGGGCGGAGACGAAUCCUGAGCAGCUUUUGCAGCAUCAGAAGGAGCUCUCGUCAAAAAUUGGAUUCCUGCGAAUCGUGACGCCGCGGAGACCGGGCGAGGUGGGAGCCGGCUCCUUCGUGGUGCGGGACGGGCACCUGGUGCAGGGCAGCGGCGAGCUCAAGGGCGCCAGGGUUGCGGACGGCACGAUAUCCAUGGAGGAAGCCCACAGGCGCAACGACCGGGACUUCAAGCGCUUCUACGGAGCGCCUAAGCCGAAGAACAUUCUGUUCUAGUCUUCUAGAUAUUGGAAGGAUGAUGGAAGGGGAGGAUGGCUGCAUCGAGGCUGCAGUUGGUGUGCGUGGCGGGCAGGGCAGCUGGGGCCCAGGCGGACCCGUCGCGCUGGAGACAAGCUGCCACGCUAAUUGAAGCUUCAUGGGGGCAUGGAAUGUGUCAGGGUGAUGGUCACUGUACCGCCGGCCCGCGGGGUUGGGCGAGCACGUGGUAUUGACGCAUGAGGCCCUCACCUGGUCACAUGACUGCACCAGGCUCUCACCCGCACCUGACAGGAAUGCCCAGGGAAGGCGCCGCCUGUCGCAGUGUGGGCUGUACGACCAUGCGUUAUGCAAACAAUCGAGUUGUCGUAGUUUGGCGUGCGCUGGGCAAUACUAGCGGGCCGUGGCCCGUGCGCUGUGUCGUUGCAUUGGUGUUGGAUGGUUGAAUGUCGCCAUGCAGGAUCGCAGGGAGGCCGGUGCAGAGUUACUCCAUCAGAUGAUACGGUAUAGUAGCACAGUUGGCAGAAGCCCUAGAAUUCUAGAUGCCCCAGGGUGUGUUCCGCAGGUUUCAGUACCGAAUGUGACAUAGAACUACUGCAUUCCGCCCACAGACGUUCAGGCGUUGCAACGUGUGCGUGUGUAUGUAUGUGGGAUGGUGAAGGGCUGGAGGAUACACUGAGCGCCCAUACCCGGUUACAUGAGCGUUGGGUCAGGAUAAUUCGUGACUGGAGUGCUGGAUGAAGUGGAGGCGCUCACAUGGUUGCUGUGGUGCAGGCAGUGGGUAUGAGAGUGUCAGGAAAUUGUCGUUGGCCCUUGUUUGUUGAGGCCGGGGGAGGCUGAGAUCGUACGGUUGUUGCAUUAACCGGACUUGCAAGGCCGUACCUGGCCAUCACUAGAGCCGCAUGGGCAUGCCUUCCUCCUGCGCGCGGUUGUCUGUUGAGUUCGACUCGUCACCACAUCUGUCAUCACACGCCGGGCCUGAAUGAAUGUAAGAGUAACCUAAGUCGUCACGCUAAGUUGUACACGAAUUCAAACUUGGCACAGUGGGCAAGCCCACUGCAACCCCGCCGCAAGCCCAAGUUCUCGUCUCUUCACGGCCAUCAACCUCUUCAGCGCCCACCAGCGCUUGCCAGCCUCCACAAGGCACGU